AUGUUGCGACCCUUGAUAUGGUCUGGCAGAAGCUGCUCAAUCCAAUUUCUUGCUUGCAGUCUUUCCCUUUGGGGAAGGCGCUCCUCUGCGCUCAGCAAUGCUCUCCGUGUCUGCAAAGGGCUGCAUGCCAGCAGGACAAUUUCUUCUGGGCGGGUUGCCCCAGUCUUUACGAGAGCCUUGGCCUUUGGGGAGAAAGUAGCCAUCGUCGAUGAGAAUGGGGAGCACACCUACAAGGACCUGUACACACAAAGCCUCCUCUUGUCCCAGAAACUCUGCCAGAUGCUGGGGUGCACCAGUGGAGACCUGAAUGGUGAGCGGAUUUCGUUCCUGUGUCCCAACGAUGCUUCCUACGUAACCGCCCAGUGGGCUGCGUGGAUGAGUGGGGGCACAGCCGUUCCUCUCUACAGGAAGCACCCUGCUUCAGAGCUGGAGUAUUUCAUUAAGGAUUCUCAGAGUGCUCUCCUGGUUGUAGAGGAAGGCUACGUGGAGAAGAUUGCGCCCAGUGCGGACAGGCUGAGGGUGCCCAUGCUGCUCCUUCCACAGUCUGGAAAGCGUCCGCCAGUUGAAGGAUCCUUGCUGGAAGCCAGAUGUCCCAUUUCAGAAUGGAAGGACAGGGGAGCGAUGAUCGUUUACACAAGCGGCACCACGGGGAGACCCAAAGGAGUCCUCAGCACCCACCAGAACGUCCAGGCUGUGAUUACUGGGCUGGUUGAUAAAUGGCAGUGGACGAAGGACGAUGUUAUUCUCCAUGUUCUGCCUCUGCACCACGUCCAUGGGGUGGUCAACAAGCUGCUGUGCCCACUCUGGGUGGGCGCCACGUGCAUCAUGCUCCCUGAAUUCAGUGCGCAGACGGUCUGGGAGCGGUUCCUGGACCCCCAAGCCCCCAGGGUCAAUGUCUUCAUGGCAGUGCCAACCAUUUAUGCGAAACUGACAGAGUAUUAUGACAAACACUUCCCUCAGCAUCAUGUCCGGGAUUUCAUCCGUGCCGUCUGCCAGGAUAACAUUCGGUUGAUGGUCUCGGGGUCUGCAGCCCUUCCGGUGCCCAUCCUGGAGAAGUGGAGGAGCAUCACGGGGCACACGCUGCUGGAGAGGUACGGGAUGACGGAGGUCGGGAUGGCCCUUUCCAACCCCCUGCACGGAGCCCGCGUCCCAGGGUCGGUAGGGACUCCGCUGCCAGGGGUGAAGGUUCGCAUCGCCACUGAGAGCUCGCAGCGGGAUGGCCCCACCUACACAGUCCACGCUGAAGGUGAUGAGCAUGGCACCCAGGUGACCCCGGGUUUGGAAGGCAAAGAAGGGGAGCUGUUUGUGAAGGGGCCUACUGUGUUUCGGGAAUACUGGAACAGACCGAAAGAGACCAGAGACGCCUUUACUCCGGAUGGCUGGUUCAAAACAGGUGACACAGCUGUGUAUAAGGAGGGCACCUACUGGAUCAGAGGCCGGACCUCGGUUGACAUCAUCAAAAGUGGCGGCUACAAAAUCAGCGCCCUCGAAGUCGAGCGCCAUCUGCUGGCCCACCCCAGCAUUGCCGAUGUGGCCGUGAUUGGGGUCCCGGACAUGACGUGGGGCCAGCGAGUCAGUGCUGUGGUGAAACUCAAGGAAGGCAAGACAUUGUCUCUCAAGGAACUGAAGGACUGGGCCAGGGAGUCCAUGGCACCUUAUUGUGUCCCCUCUGAAUUGCUCCUGGUGGAGGAGGUCCCACGCAACCAGAUGGGCAAAGUGGACAAGAAGCAACUUCUCAAGCAGUUCCACUCCUCCUAGCCACGGCGGCGAC
This is a messenger RNA of Euleptes europaea (tarantolino), 1771 nucleotides long. RefSeq names its product acyl-CoA synthetase family member 3 (gene ACSF3). The transcript is spliced from 9 exons. Gene Ontology annotation, molecular function: medium-chain fatty acid-CoA ligase activity. The record is from RefSeq and is a predicted model, not a curated record. Lineage: Eukaryota; Metazoa; Chordata; Lepidosauria; Squamata; Sphaerodactylidae. Gene Ontology annotation, biological process: fatty acid metabolic process. Bases 1 to 1758 code for a protein of 585 amino acids.